AUAUCUGCAGUGGUAGGAAUACAAUUGUUGUCGUCAGAAAACAAGACACCGUUCUCCCACAGGCACUACAGAGAGAUCUAACCAAACCCAAAUAUAUUCCCUUCUCAAAUAUUUCCCCCUUUCAUUAAAACUGUGAAGAAAACUCACAGCAAAGUAGCCGAAAGAAGAUUCUUGGUUUUUUCCCGGAAAAGGGAAUGCAAAAAGUGCGUGACGGUUGUAUUGCAUUUGUUUGUUGAGAUUUUAAUUCUCCGUAUCUAUCUCCACCCGUGAGUUUUCCAACCGAUUUUCUGCUCAUCAAAGUUGGGUUCUCUCUUCUAUUUGUUCUAUUGGGGUCUCUGGAUUUUCGGCAAUGCGGGUUGUUGCGAGAUUGGGGAUUUUAUGAGCUGCGGUGGCGAUCGGGGAAUUUGAGGGACUCCGAUGAGGCUGCGGCGAUGUGGUGUGUGAGAGAGGAAUGGAGGUUAGAUCUGAGGGUGGACAUGUCCGCUGCGACAAGCUUCCGUCGCCGGUGAUUGCCCGGACGCGGCUGCAGGUGUGGUUCAUAAGAUUGUGCUCAAGCUUGUUUCUUUGGACUUGUUUGGUUCAGUUAGUGGCGGUUGGGGAGCUAUGGCAUCCGCAUUUGCUCUCCAAUAUCAGCAAUCGGAUUUCGCAGAUUACUCUGGCUCCGGCGGGCCCGGGUGUUCUUUCUCCGCCGCCUCUGGUUCCUGCAAGAAAUUAUACAAGUAAUGGCUUUCUUAGAGUGUCGUGCAACGGGGGCUUGAAUCAAAUGCGUGCUGCGAUUUGUGACAUGGUGACUGUUGCUCGGCUUUUAAAUCUCACUUUGGUUGUUCCGGAGCUUGAUAAGACAUCUUUCUGGGCCGAUCCUAGUAAUUUUGAGGAUAUAUUUGAUUUAAGACAUUUCAUUGAUUCAUUGAGAGACGAAGUCCGAAUUGUCAGAAGACUGCCAAAAAACUUCAGUAGGAAAUAUGGGUAUAAACCGCUUGAGAUGCCUCCUGUUAGUUGGUCAAAUGAAAAAUACUAUCUCGAACAGGUUCUGCCACUUGUUAGCAAGCAUAAGGUGUUGCACUUUAAUAGAACAGAUACACGCUUGGCAAACAAUUUGAUACCUCAUGAUCUUCAGAGACUCAGGUGUCGCGUGAAUUUCCAGGCACUGAAGUUCACUCCAAAGAUUGAGUCUUUGGGUUACAAAUUGGUUCGUAUACUUCAAGAAAAGGGACCUUUUGUGACUUUGCAUCUAAGGUACGAGAUGGACAUGCUGGCCUUCUCAGGUUGUACUCAUGGCUGCACAGCUGAAGAAGCCGAGGAGCUCAAACGGUUAAGGUAUGCAUAUCCUUGGUGGAGAGAGAAAGAGAUAGUAUCGGAAGAGAGGAGGUCUCAAGGGUUGUGUCCUCUGACACCAGAGGAAAGUGCAUUAAUCUUGCAAGCAUUGGGUUUUAGCAAAGACACACAGAUCUAUAUAGCAGCUGGUGAGAUUUAUGGCAAGGAUAGGAGACUUGCACCGCUAAGAGCUGCAUUUCCCCGAAUUGUGAAGAAGGAAACUCUUCUCGCACCGGAGGAGUUGCAACAAUUUCAGAAUCAUUCAUCUCAGAUGGCUGCCUUGGAUUUUAUGGUUGCAGUAGCCAGUAAUACUUUCGUCCCUACCUAUGAUGGAAACAUGGCCAAGCUUGUUGAAGGUCACCGUAGGUAUCUUGGUUUUAAAAAAAGCAUCUUGCUAGAUCGCAAAAAACUUGUCGAGUUAUUAGACAUGCAUUUAAAUGGGACACUUUCAUGGCAAGGGUUUGCCCUUGCUGUAAGAUCCGUUCAUGAGAGAAGAAUGGGACAGCCAACUCAGCGAAGAGUUAUCCCAGAUAAGCCAAAGGAGGAAGACUACUUUUAUGCAAAUCCUCAAGAGUGCCUCUGCGUGGGAACGAAUUGUGAUGACUUGCUAACCCCUGGUAACUUAAGUAAACCUAGGUGACUGGAAGUGCAAGCCGUCAAAAGCUGGAAUUAGCUUCCACGGAAUUGUCUUGAGAGUGGUCGACAAUCCAUGUUGCUUUCAUAUUAGUAAGCAUGCAGCAAUGUACACACACAGAUAAGAGUUUUGUAGGAAACGGCAUAAAGAAUGGACUCAAGUUCCCAAUUUGGGCGUCAACAAAGAUACGUGGUAUUCAUUGUUUCCAAUCUUUUAAUCAAUGUCCAUAUAUUUAUUUGUUUUGCUCUGUAUCUGAAAACUUCACAUAAAUUCAGUGCUGGUUAGUUCUAUAAUCUCACAAUUAACCCCAGAUGGGCAAAAAUCUGUAUGUAUUACUAUUAGUCAUGAGAAAUGGCAAUGAUUGGUACGGUUCAUUUCCAGUUACCAAAUUAU
Fragaria vesca subsp. vesca is the source of this 2341-nucleotide messenger RNA. RefSeq lists its product as uncharacterized. Lineage: Eukaryota; Viridiplantae; Streptophyta; Magnoliopsida; Rosales; Rosaceae. The transcript is spliced from 8 exons. Gene Ontology annotation, cellular component: chloroplast; cytoplasm. The record is from RefSeq and is a predicted model, not a curated record. The coding region runs from base 452 to 1954 and encodes 500 amino acids.